CUACCCUUGAAAAUGAACUGUAAUGCAAAGAAAGCCCAGUUGACAGUGUCGAGGAAAUGGAGGUUAUUAUAGGGACAAAAUGAACCAAGUAUGAAUGAACGCCUAGUUGCAAGCAACACUACAACUGACAGUUCAGAAUCAAAUCAAGACCCAAUUCACAAAUAAGAUCCAAAACAGGAUGGCAACAAAACGUUCUAUAAGAUGAAAACUAACUACCAAAUUCAUUCAUUUGUUCCUACAGAUAUCUUUCCAAAAAAAGCUCCCUAAGAAGAAUUCAUCCCAAACGUCAACCUAGAUUUAAAAUGAGUCAAAAUAAGAGAAAUAUGUAUAGAUAUUGUAAUAAAUUGAGAUAAAAUGAGUCAAGAUCGGGGCGGCGUUUAACAAGUUUGGUCACUAAGUUUAUCAAUUUUUUUCACGUUUGAUCACUUCAUAAAUUUUCUUACAUUUUUAGUCACUCACUUUAAGAUUUGUUUCACCAUUCAUCACUGACCGUCUAAUCUAACGGGCAACUAUAAAAUUUGACCGUUAGUUGAUGUUGUCGUAAUAAAAAUUUAAAAAAUAAUAAUCUUUAAUCCAUAAAAUUAAAAAAAACAAUAAAAAUAGUUUAUUUUCACCCAAUAAUAAUUUUUAAAUAAAAUUUCCACCACCACCACCACGUCUCACUCUGUUUUCUCCUCCUGCUUCAAACCCACACUUCUCCAAAUUCAAACCAAACCCCUUUCCACAAAUUUUCUCACAUUCUUCACUCACUCUUAUAAACUUCCUUUCUACCCAUUCACCGAUUCACGCAAUCGCCAUGAGUAACUCGAUCAUGACGGCCAAGACCCGCCACGACUCCUCCUUCUCCAGGCGCUACUUCAACUGGAAGCGGCAAUUCGUCGAACACCUUGAUGGUAAUACUGACCACGAAAAAUCCUCGUUGUAUGAAAGCUUCAAUUAUCUUUGAUGGGAGAUUGCACUUGGAGGCAGCUAAAGCUUUGGAGUAUCUGCAAGGGAAAGUACUGUCGGUAUGUCUCUCGUGGCAGAAAAUAAGGUGCCAGCAGUUGUUUCAUAGCUCAUUGACCUAUACUGCACCAGUUUAUUCUGCAAUCAGGAAGCAAGUGGAUUCGGUGCUUGAAAGCUUCAUAGAUAAUGAUAAUGGUGUGGAAUACAAGCUGGAGGAAGUUGCCAAUGGUUCCUGGAGAGUAGACCUAUUUGCUAAUGCUACCAAGACAGUUGUGGAGCUGAGAAGACCACUGGAAAAGCUUAUGAGAGGAAGGACUAUAAAUCAUGAAAGCCUCACUCAGUCUGUCUUAAGGCAUCUAUUCUCCCCACCUGGUAUCAACUUGAUGCGAUCCAUACAGCAGCAGACACAAACCUACGUCCUCUUCGACAAGCGUAACUUCAAUGUCAGAGUUUUCGGUUCUUCGAGUAACACUGCUGCAACUAAGAAGAAAUUGAUCCAAUCCCUUCUGACGUACCACGAAAGCUAGCAGCUCAAAGUCCACAUGAAAGGUGAAGGUCUUCCUCCAGACUUGAUGAAGAAAGUGGUAAACAAGUUCGGUCCUUACCUGAAAGGGUUCAAAGAAGAGUUCAGGGAAGUAGAAUGUUCACUGGACACACGGCAUCACGUCAUUUCUGUUUCCGGCAACAAGGUAGAGGUGAGGAAUAGAGUGGAAGAGAUGGUUAGAGAGAUAGCAAGCAAUGUUGGUGGCGGCCAAUCCUCCACGGCCAUACUUACAGCGAACUCUGCUGCCCAAUUUGCUUGUGUGAAGUUGAGAAUGGCGGGUACAGACUCGAAGGCUGCUCGCAUUUAUUCUGCCAGUCAUGUUUGGUGGAGCAGUUUGAGGCAGCAAUGAGAAACAUGGACAGCUUCCCGGGAGGGAUGCAAGGUGCCUAUACUGGUCACAGAUUUGAGAGCCCUAUUAUCGGUGGAGAAGCUGGAAGAACUUUUCAGAGCUUCACUGAGGUCGUUUGUAGCAUCGAGUGGUGGGACAUACAGGUUCUGCCCAUCGCCAGACUGCCUUUCGAUUUACCAAGCAUUGGAAGCUGCAAAUGCCAAUCCUGCUGAGCCGGCUGCCAUUGACGACGAGCCUGUACUACCAUUCAUAUGCAAGGUGUGCUUUGCCGAGACGUGCAGAAGGUGCCACUUGGAGAGUCAUCUAGAGGUGUCGUGUAAGAAGUACAAGGAGGACCCUGACUUGUCGCUCAAGGAAUGGCGCAAGGGGAAGCAGGAGGAUGUCAAGAACUGCCCUGUAUGUUGUACGAUUGAGAAGGUCGAUGGGUGUCAUCACGUAGAGUGCCCGUGCGGGAGGCACAUCUACUGGGCGUGCUUAAAGCAUUUCAGGUGUAGUCAAGAUUGUUAUGCCCAUAUCCAGGAGUUUCACAUUGAAAGUGUGUGAUUGAUUAUCGAUCAGCUGUACUGAUCCUCUGUUAAUUGAUCCAGUUUAUAGGGACUAAGAAUGUGCGUAGAUUUGUGUUAUUUGUGUCAUCUCUCCCUGGAACAAAUAAAAUGCCACAUCAGUAGCUGGCUGAGAAAGGGAGUCGACGUCAGGGUAUAAAAAAGGAAGCAGGACCUGCCUUGCAAAUCAUGAUCCUUCACUGAAGAAAGAACAAGUUAAUAAUAAAAUCUAAUUAUCCAA
Molecule: messenger RNA, 2621 nt
Organism: Linum trigynum
Lineage: Eukaryota; Viridiplantae; Streptophyta; Magnoliopsida; Malpighiales; Linaceae
Source: the annotation of a GenBank genome assembly